Molecule: messenger RNA, 1295 nt
Organism: Owenia fusiformis
Lineage: Eukaryota; Metazoa; Annelida; Polychaeta; Sabellida; Oweniidae
Source: the annotation of a GenBank genome assembly
AUAGGAUUCAAGCUAUAUGUCUGGAUAUAUAUAAACACCUCGUGACAUGGAAGCUUGGUCGUGUCCGUUCUGCCCUGUAAGACUUAACAGCGUCUAUGAUCUGGUACACCACUAUGAACUUAGCCACACUCCAAGGUUCAAAUGUCCGUACGAUUCGUGCUCAUUUAUAAGGGACAAUUCGUUCCCGGAGAUGGUGGUAAACCAUAUAAUAAGGUCUCACAUAGCACCCCAGUACUCCAGGGCCAAGCUGAAAGACCAGUGGCAACGGCGUUUCGUUAAUAAUUCCCGUAAGCGGCCGACAGAGUUUAGUGACAUAGAUCUACAUGAAAAUAUGAUGGUAGCAAGUAAAAAAUUCUAUGCGUCUCAAUCACCUAUAAAGAGUAAUGACACAAAUUUGAACUACUCACCCUUAUCCAGUGCAACUUCCGAUUCGAAAUCUGUUGGUAAUGCGUCACCCUGUGACUUAAUGAGCCCCAGUGCAAAAAGUGAUACCAGUUCAUGGAGGGAGCAAUCCCCGGGGCAAACCAACUGGACCCCCAGUGAUAUCAUGGGCCGAGAGGAGGCGAGACUCUGGGACAUGAGGCUCACUGCCUCAGAUAUUAAACACGUGGUACACGUUCCAUCUAAGUACCCGCCGAUGGCGCAACCAGAGGAACAACAGGCGCAACCAGAGGCGCAACCACAACCAGAGGAGGACAAAGAACAACCAGAGGUGCAACCACAACCAGAGGAGGAACAGGAACAGCAGGAAGUGCAACCACAACCACAGGAGCAACAACCACAACCAGAGGAGGAACAGGAACAACAGGAAGUUCAACCACAACCACAGGAGCAACAACCACAACCAGCUCAUAAUUUAUGGAGGGCCUGGUGAUCCAAAUUUAACAUUGUGACUUUUAUAAUGCAGGUUCCAAGAGUGACAAUUUUGUUUACCAUGAUACCAUGUCAUGAACCAUAUGGAAUAUUUACUUCAGUGACCGAUGACAUUAGUGCCAGUUCCCGGACUUCAUUCAUGCUGAUGCUAUUAAGAUGUUUAUUUACUUAUGCUAAUUAUGCCAGCUGACUUUACCUGUUUACUAUGGAAAGUACUACGAUUUGUUAUUGUUGAUACCGAGUGCAGCUGACCCUGAUAUAUUGUAUUAUUAUACUGGACAAUCUCAUAUAUUAACUUUAUUUUUUUAUUACAUGUUGACAUUUUAUUAUAUGGCUUUAUGGCUGAUACUUUUGUAAUGUACAGACUUUAGUUUGUACAUUUGUAUUGUAAUGCCUUGAUGGGCAUUUAAUUUUACAAUCUU